Durotheca rogersii is the source of this 2766-nucleotide messenger RNA. RefSeq names its product RGS-domain-containing protein. The record is from RefSeq and is a predicted model, not a curated record. Lineage: Eukaryota; Fungi; Ascomycota; Sordariomycetes; Xylariales; Xylariaceae. The coding region runs from base 275 to 2437 and encodes 720 amino acids. The transcript has 4 exons. Gene Ontology annotation, biological process: intracellular signal transduction.
GCCCUACAUACUGACCUACCCUACCUCUCCCACACACACCACGCACACCCUCAUCUCGACUCUGUACGUCCCGUCUCCCUCUCUUCCACGCUACGCUACGCUACCGUCGACAGCACAAUACCUCACCAACCGAACCUGGGCGCCCAAUGCGUGCGCAUGCGCCCAUUCUACUACGCGACUGAGCUGGGAACGACACCAAGUACCUGCUCGCACCGCUUCGACGUCUCUCCUCAGAAAAAAGACCCCAUCUACCUCCCAGUCUUAAUGUCGUUUGAUGGCUGCAAUUUCACAACCCUCUCAAAAACCACCACCACCACCGUCGUCAUCAUCGUCGCUACCUCCAAACGACCAAAAGAACCAGCAGCUUCGCCAGCCACCAUCCCGCAUAGACACGACUGGUAACGUCUCAGCGCAAGCUCAGGUCCAGAAGCAGCCCUCUUCUACCGGCAGGAAGGCUACAUAUACCAGUCCCGGAUCCCAGGUCGAGCCCGUCUCUGACGCUCUGGUGUCUUCGAGCUACUUCCGUCAAGGACACCAAUCGACGCCCUCCGUUGGCUCGGCUCCCUCCUUCGCUAAGAACCAGAAGUCUGGGGGGCUGUUUGCUCUUGCUGCCGCCGCCAUUGACAGGACUAUCGCCAACAUAUCGGAGCCCACCAUUCGCAGCCGCCCGUCUGCCUCUGCUCUGAGCCGCUUGUCAAUUGCUCUAGACUCCCCCGUAAGCAGCGACAACUCAAGUUCGGACAAGUCCUCGAGGAUUCGCAGCUUCUCCAGCAACUCAUCCAGCGCCUCGACUCCGUUCGUGAGCCCGAUCCCCGACGCAAAGCUGUCGAGCCAGGUGUCCCUGAAGGAUCCCAUCUCGAAGCCGUAUUCAGAGACAGACCCCAGCCGGCCCCCUCCCAUCAUACUGCCGGGUCUAGAGAACAAGAUGCAUCAGACGUCUUCUCGGCUGCUCCGCAUGACGGACGACGAUCGACCAUUCACUAGGGAUUUCAAGGAUCUCUUCUCGACCUUGAUUGUCAGUUUGCUUCCGUUAUCUGCCCAUCGGGUACGCUUAACGCGGGUUGAGCAUACCUUUCUGUCAGAAGAUGCGAUCAAUAAUCUGGGCUCUUUAAAGUUCUCCCAGUCGAAUCGCAUGCCGGAUCCAAAAGAUCCGUCGCGCAUCGUGACAACUACUACGACCACGACGUUCUCCAUGGCCAAGGACAUGGCUAGGUCGAUAUGCCAGCGAUUUCUCGACGCCAGGUUUAUCGAGUCUGCCGACGGCAAAAUGCAACAGAUCUACCCCAUGAAGGGUUCCGUGUGGCAGCUGACGCCGAAGGGAGUCUGCGUCCUAGAUCGGUUCUGUUCGAGGAAUGGCAUCCAGCAACGGCAGAUCAGCGAUCUCAUCGCUCUCGGAAUGAGUUAUCUAUGCAUUCUAGAGCGAGAUAGCACAACCGACAAGCUGGUGAUGGACCGGGGGACCAUGGAGGUCAUCUUCAGGAGGAUGAUCGGCGCUCAUGGCCUGAACAUCAAGUCUAGCGUUGGUGCAGCCGAUUCGGACUCAUUGAGCGAUUACAGGGAUGGCCUUACCGGUGUGAAGAUGGCCAGCGAGCGCAGGGUCGCUGGGAAAACAUUUAAAGACACGUUCACCGGCAAAUCAUGCUCGGAUUGGUUGAUGGAUUGCUGCACGACAGUCGACCGCCGCGAAACCUGGGAGUUGGGAUCGCUGUUUGUCCAAUACGAGCUGAUGGAAGCCGUCCAGCAGGAUAAGGCUUAUAUGGCCACGUCGUCAUCUGCUGCCUACUUUCAGCCGACGAAGAAUGCAAUAUACCAACUAACCGCCAGGGGUAAAGACAUCGUGAGUGGUGGGGGCGGGAGAGGGCGUACCUCGGAAAGCGACGGGAACGUGACAUCCCGGACGGGGAUCGCGAACACGCAGAAAUUGGAUAAGAUCUUGAACGACGCUGCACUGCGGCUGCUGUUUCGUGAGAAUCUACGAGAGACUCAUUGUGAGGAAAACCUGUCGUUUUAUCUCGACGUAGAGGAGUUUGUUCAGAGCUGUCGUCAAGCGAUCAAGACCGCGCGGGGGAACCCCAACACGACAUCCAUGGACGGCAUCAAGGAAAUUAUGGCACAAGCUUACGGCAUUUACAAUGCGUUCCUCGCGCCUGGCUCACCUUGCGAACUAAACAUCGAUCACCAGCUACGUAACAAUCUUGCUACGCGCAUGACGAAGGCGGUUGGGCAAGAUGUGGCUAUGAUCGAGACACUCCUCGAGGUUACCCAACUGUUUGAGGAUGCCCAGAAUGCAGUCUUCAAGCUGAUGGCGAGUGACUCCGUCCCGAAGUUCUUGCGCAACACAAAGUAUGAGCACACGCUGAAGCAUUACGAUUUUGACUCGGUUGUUGCCAGUGGUCGCGCCCCAGAACGAAGCCAAAGUCGAUCCAACCGCAAGUAGAAUACGAUGAUUUGGAGCGCACGUCCCCCAUCUAUGGCCGUCUGCGGUGGUCUAGAUGCCAAGUCCGAUUUUGGCGAAGACGAGGCUCUCAUCUGUUCGGUGUCGACUGCUCAGAAUCUCAUUUCCUCCUCAUUAUCGACGUCGUUCCCCCGCGCGAGUUUGGUUGCAAGGACCUAAUACGAUACUCCCGGCAUUUAUUUCUCGGCCAAGACUUGCUUCUUUGUUUACCCGGAUGGCGUUGAAGGAUAAACUAGCAUAGAGACACUCAUCGGCGUUCUGAACUGCACCUAUCAUGCGAGUGGCUCAUGAGUUUUUUUUUUUUUUUUUUU